This is a messenger RNA of Striga asiatica, 1655 nucleotides long. NCBI's taxonomy places the organism in Eukaryota, Viridiplantae, Streptophyta, Magnoliopsida, Lamiales, Orobanchaceae. The record is from the annotation of a GenBank genome assembly.
GUCAAACAAGAUAUGAUGAUGAAACGAGCUCCCAUUUUCAGCUGUUCAAAACACAAGCGAAAUAAAUACAAAUCAAAAAGGAGAAAAAAAAAAUCCUUUUGGCGGAAAAAUGGUUAUGGUGAAUGCUUCCCUCUCACAGGCAACAGCAUCACUGAAGCUCUCAUCUUCAUUCGUCCAUGGUGAAACUAAAUUCUCGCCGUCCUCAACUCUUCUUAUGGGGACCCAGCUCGUUUCCCCCAAUCCUUCGCCUCUACGCACUUUGAAACCGACAAGGCCUUUGGUUAUUCAAGCAAAGAGGAUAUCUGGCUUGGCAGAGUCCAUCAGAAUAAGAAGGCAGCGUGAGCUUCAAACUUUGCCCAAAGCUAAAAGAAGGCCUCCUUUGAGGCGUGGGAAGGUAUCAAAAGGACUUCUUGUGCCCGAUCACAUUCAAAGGCCUCCUUAUGUUGGUUCACCAUUGUUGCCAGACAUUGCAAAUGAGCAUCAAAUUCAUGAUGCUGAAGGGCUUGCUCGCAUGAGGGCUGCUUGUGAGCUUGCUGCUCGGGUGGUUGACUAUGCUGGGACUUUAGUUAGGCCUUCGGUAACGACUAAUGAGAUUGAUAAAGCCGUUCACCAAAUGAUCAUAGAUGCUGGUGCUUAUCCUUCUCCACUAGGGUAUGGGGGCUUUCCAAAGAGUGUAUGCACAUCGGUUAAUGAGUGUAUGUGCCAUGGAAUACCUGAUUCGCGCCAAUUACAGGAUGGUGAUAUAAUCAACAUUGAUGUGACGGUCUACUUGAAUGGUUACCAUGGAGACACGUCAAAGACCUUUCUUUGUGGUAAUGUAAAUGAUGGAAUGAAACGGCUGGUAAAGGUGACAGAGGAAUGCAUGUAUAGGGGCAUUGCUGCUUGCAAAGAUGGUGCCUUGUUCAGGAAAAUUGGGAAGAAGAUAAGUGAAUAUGCUGAGACAUUUGGGUUCGGCGUGGUGGACCGUUUUGUGGGACAUGGCAUUGGGACUGUUUUUCAUUCUGAACCACUGAUAUAUCACCACCGCAACGACAAGUCUGGACACAUGGUUGAAGGACAAACGUUCACGAUUGAACCUAUUCUCACGCUUGGGACCACGGAUUGUAUAACUUGGGAAGACAACUGGACGACCCUAACUGCCGAUGGCAGCCCAGCUGCACAGUUCGAGCAUACGAUUCUCAUUACAAGAACAGGUGCCGAGAUUUUGACCAAAUAUUGAUUUAGAGUUCAAUUUGAAAUAUGUAUAAUCGAGUUAGCCUCAAUUUGUUCACCUGAGGUUUUGCCUAGUCUUCAAGAAUGGGGUGUAUAGGUAAUGGUAAUUACAAAUGGUGAGGGGAUAUUUGUAAUUUCAAAUGUUAAGUGGGCUAUCUUUGUGUAAUUAGACUAAACUUCAGGAGUUCUUGUUAUAUUGUUUGUAUAAUUUGACUUUGUGCUAGCUAAUUCCAAUAGCAUAUUGGCCUUGUUUGGCAAUCAGCGGAUAUCGGAUUAUAUUAGCUGAUUUGACCAGCGAAUUGCAUUAGCGGUUUUUAAAUAAGUGUUUGGUAAAUAGCUGAAAGUUUAUAGCUGUUUGACAUUGCAAAAUGACUAAUAAAGACAUUUUAUUAUUUAGGGUGUAUUCUUUUAAUAAUAAUAUAUUAAAAUAUUUAAUAUUCUUU